AUGCACAUUGAACAAAACUUCGCUUCGGUCGCCCAUCCCCAGGCUAACGGACAGGUGGAAAGAGCCAACCGCAGCAUCGUGGAAGGCAUCAAAAAAUGCCUAGGGAAAGAAGGAGUCUCCUGGGCAGAUGAACUUCCGCACGUCCUAUGGGCACACCGGACGAUGCCAAAGACAAGCACAAGGGAAACUCCCUUCAGUUUGACAUAUGGCUUGGAGGCGGUCAUCCCUGCCGAAGUUGGCAUCCCUACCCCUCGCAUGCGACAAAGUCAAGAAGAGAACGAACAACAACUCCGUCUGAACCUCGACCUAGCCGAAGAGCGAAGAGAACUCGUGGCCAUCCGAGAAGCAAAGUAUAAAAAAAAGAGUUGGAAAAACAUUACAACUCAAAGGUCAAAGAGAUCCGUUUCAAAGAAGGAGAUCAUGUCAUGCGGAGGAACGAUGCUAGUCUGGCCGAAGGUACAGGAAAGAUGGCUCCAAAGUGGGAAGGACCCUACAUAG
Molecule: messenger RNA, 498 nt
Organism: Helianthus annuus (common sunflower)
Lineage: Eukaryota; Viridiplantae; Streptophyta; Magnoliopsida; Asterales; Asteraceae
Exons: 1
Coding region: 1-498 (165 amino acids)
Molecular function (GO): nucleic acid binding
Source: RefSeq, a predicted model, not a curated record